Fusarium poae is the source of this 2994-nucleotide messenger RNA. RefSeq lists its product as uncharacterized. NCBI's taxonomy places the organism in Eukaryota, Fungi, Ascomycota, Sordariomycetes, Hypocreales, Nectriaceae. Gene Ontology annotation, biological process: protein autophosphorylation; phosphorelay signal transduction system. Gene Ontology annotation, molecular function: histidine phosphotransfer kinase activity; phosphorelay sensor kinase activity. The coding region runs from base 1 to 2994 and encodes 997 amino acids. The transcript has 2 exons. The record is from RefSeq and is a predicted model, not a curated record.
AUGCAUUUCUUUCCAACAGCUGACUCAACGCUCCUCUCCUCCACCGUCGACUGCCACGACCUCCCUCCCCGCCCCAAGGCCGUCGGUCCCAUUUUCGAUGCAAAUAACUUCAAAACCCCCGUAGAGCCUUGGGAUCACGACAUCGACUCCAAUUUAUAUCCUCCCAAAGAGAACCCGUACGCGCCAUCAGCGAUACCCGAUGAACCGACAUGUCCCGCAUCCCGAUACCCACGAUCGCGAUUGGCCAAGAAUGAACGAUUGAGAUUGUCCAUGCUAUGGUACUAUACCAGAGACCUCGACCAACAUCCUGAACUCCUUGCCGGUCUACAGGAGAAGGCAUGUCUUGCCCAGGAAAACACUGGCUGGGAGUAUGCUGUCGUUGGACUGCUCGACGCCAAUGUCUACAUUCGUUUGGCAACGGUUGGCCUCCAGCUCGCUAUUCUUCCUCGAGGAGAGACUCUCUGUGCUCACACCGUGACACAACCUCUGGGCAAUGUCUUUCUCCUCCCUAACAUGCUCGAGGAUUGGAGAUUUCGCGAAUCGCCCUACGUCGAACACGGCGGCCUUGUAGCCUACGCAGGCGUCCCACUUCGAAUCCAACACGAAUCCGGCGAGUCGGUAGCCCUCGGGUCGCUUUGUGUUACAUCGGCUACAAGCCAACCCCCGUUAUCCAAGAAUCAACAACUCGCCCUCGCUCGUCUUGGCGAUUGGAUUGUUGCCGACAUAGUACAAUGCGCUCGAGCACGACGCCAGCGAGAACGUCACCGGCUUACAGAUCUCAUCACGACACUGUUAAGAGAAUCCGAAGGCGACGAUGUCCAAGAACCGAUCCUACGAGUGCUUCGAGAAGCAUAUCCCGAUGAGUCAGUGACCCUGCAAUCCGUCGGCACCGAUUCCUACGACACCGAGGUUUCAUACACAGCAGCAGAUCCGAAGCAUGGAUUAUGGGAGGACGACGAGUACAUUGAUAACUUUAUCGCGACAUCGAAUUGCAACGAGCCGCCCAAAGACAGGGUCGUUCGCUUCAUCUCUGCACAAUGCGAGUCCAAGCUCGGCCCAUCCGUCCUCGUCGUCGCAACCAAAGAUUUCCGAAGAAUAUUCGACGAUGUUGACUCUGGAUUCUUGCAAGCUUGCGCCACCAUGCUCACACAACGAUGGCAGAAGCGCCUAUUGUCCGAAGUCAUGCGCGCAAAAGAAAAGUUCCUUCGCGGCGUAUCCCACCAGCUCCGAACGCCCAUCCACGGCAUUCUCGGCGCCGCUGAACUGCUCACUGAGCAUCUCAAGGCGUUAACACUACCCGGAAACUCAAAACUGCCACCGGGUGUCGAGGAAUUGAUGAAGCCGCUUGCUGAGCUGAGCAAGUCGGCUGUCUAUCUGGAUACCAUCUCCACUGCGGGCCGGGAACUUAUGUCGACUGUCAACAGCAUGAUUACACUCAAUCGAUGGGCCGACAUCGCUUCCGCCGAUCGUCAAUAUGCCACGCACACCAUUCAAGAACUCGAGGAUGUACUCGUCAAAGGUUCGUCGGAUGUCACCCUUCGAGACACAAGCACGCGGGCGCCCAUAUUCUUCCAUCACGAUCUGCCCUUCGGUGGCCAAAGUCUAUGCAUUGAUCUCGAACUUUUCCGUGACAGUGUCCUGCCUCUCAUCGUCAAUGCCGUACAAAACACAUUCGAGGGCGUCAUCACAGUCACACUAUCCUAUAUACAAGAUACUAAGACGCUGGUGGUUGAUGUUGAAGACACGGGAUGUGGCAUAGAUUUAAAGGACCAGGGUCGCAUCUUCCAACUGUACGAGAAGGUAGGCGAACACUCAACAGGCCCUGGCUUGGGCUUGACACUCGCUUCCAAGUUCUCGGCUUUGCUUCAUGGCUCAGUUGAGCUGGUCUCGUCGGUGGUUGAUCGCGGGUCCCACUUCCGGUGCACAUUUGGUGACAUCCGUCCUAUAAUGUCAACCGCGCCGUCUCUUCCGAUAGCCUCUCAACUUAGACAUUUACCACCGAGUUUCUAUCACUUGACUUCAGAUUCCCCCGAGAUACACCUGAAUUCACACAUAUCGAAAUACCUUGCCUACAAUGGAUUCGCUCAGUCAAACGACUCGACCGAUUGUCUAAUUGUUAUGGACUACAUUCGUGAUUCGGAUGAGCGACGCAAGUAUCACGCCAUGUUGCCCGAAGGCCAAGUUGCGAUCUGCCCAAUCCCGGAUAUGGAAGACAUAGAGACUUCUCAACCAACGCCAGGCAUUGUCUUUGUCAAAGGGCCCUUUUGCACCUCGUCGCUUGAUGAAGCACUUGGAAAGGCUGACGAGUUGUUCGCAAUGGUGCGCAAGUCAACAAGCCCUCCUCCCCCAGCGUCGCCUUCUCUUACAAAAGACGGUCGGGGUGUUUUACCCAGUCGGCCAUCAAGAGGCUGUAACUCUAUAGACGAAGGCUAUGGCUCCAACACCACUCCCUCUAACAACGGUUCACCGACCCCACAAUCUGGAAUUCAAGAAUCACCGACCCCCUCUAUUGAUUCGGUUCCAGCAGUAACCGGAGCUGGCACUAUAACCCCUCUUGAACUACCCAUCCGAACCCUCCCAAACACCUCCAAACCCAUGACCCUCCUUGUCGACGACAACGCCGUCAACCUCCGAAUCCUAGAAAUGUACUGCAAAAAACGCGGCCUACCUUUCCGCAGCGCCAUAGACGGACAGCAAGCAGUCGACAUGUUUACUCAACAACAAUGCCCCUCCUCAUCAGAUCCUCCCUUUGACCUUGUCCUGAUGGACCUCCAAAUGCCUGUCUGUGACGGCAUUAGCGCUACUCAACAAAUCCGCUUGCUGGAGAAGACAGGUGACAAGACGUCUGUGCUGUUUAUUAUUACUGGGCAGGAUAGCCAGAAAGACCGCGAGGCGGCGAAUGCGGCAGGGGCGGAUAAUUAUCUGGUGAAGCCGGUUGGAAUCAAGAUGUUGGACGGGUGUCUAAAGAGAUACUUUCCGGACUUGUCGGUAUAG